Aspergillus alliaceus is the source of this 1459-nucleotide messenger RNA. Its product is annotated as phosphatase PAP2 family protein. The record is from RefSeq and is a predicted model, not a curated record. Gene Ontology annotation, molecular function: dolichyldiphosphatase activity. Lineage: Eukaryota; Fungi; Ascomycota; Eurotiomycetes; Eurotiales; Aspergillaceae. The transcript is spliced from 3 exons. Gene Ontology annotation, cellular component: intracellular membrane-bounded organelle; endoplasmic reticulum membrane. Gene Ontology annotation, biological process: lipid biosynthetic process; protein N-linked glycosylation. The annotation marks the transcript as partial.
UUUCCCUCCCCUCACUCUCAUCAUCUCAUUCGACAAUGAUGUUUCCGCAUCCUAAGGCACUAUUUCCCCCUCCCCCUCAUUUUGGCCGCUGCUUUUAACUUGUCUACUCCACCUCUCCCAAAGGAAGAUGGAGGUAAAAGCGGCGAGGGAGCACGCGGACUCGCGCCUAUGGGGUAUGUGACAACUUUAAAAAGUUCUGGUUCUUUCAUGCUCAUUUCUUUCUAUACACCUUCGAGUUCUCAGCACUUCUUUUUUCUAAAAUCUAAGAUUUGUUAGUGAUUUUCAUACCUAUCAUGUUUGUCAGCCAAUGAUUAUCGCUCGUUAAUAUAUUUCACUGCACAUAAUUUCAACCUAUUAUAGGCUUUUCCAAUACUUUCAUCUUGUUAUCAGUCAGCCUUAUCUUUAUUACUUUAUCCCCAACAGCGUGAAGAAGGGGAAAGAAAGUCCCACACUUGAAAAACCAAUAUGAGUGACACGCCACUGGCAUCGUUGUCUUUGACACAUGUCCAUUAUAAUCCCAACGAUCCGCUCUCCUUUUUAUCCGCCUGGCUUGCCCUAGUUCCCCAAGCGCUAUGCGUGACAUAUGUCACCCUAAUUUGGGCGACAAGAGAAGCGGAGGUGUUAUUGAUGUUUGCCGGUCAGAUGGGUUGUGAAACACUGAACUUUGUAUUGAAGCGAAUAAUCCAAGAGGAGAGGCCGAAACAAAUGCUUGGGAAAGGCUACGGCAUGCCAUCAUCCCACGCACAAUUCGUCGCUUACUUUGCUGUGUACCUGGGGCUCUUCCUUAUCUUUCGACAUAACCCUUGGUAUCCCGAGUCGUCAUUUCAUUUGCUUAUACGGAUAGCACUUGCCGUGGGCUUGUGUGCUGGCGCCAGUGCCGUAGCCAUCAGUCGUAUUUAUUUGAACUAUCAUACACCAAAACAGGUGCUAGCGGGAUGUGGUGCUGGUAUUGGAUGUGCCUUUGCUUGGUUCCUUGUUACAGCAUCCCUCCGGGCACACGGCUGGAUUGAUUGGGCAUUGGAUAUGGCCAUAUCAAACCAGUUAAGAAUACGAGACUUGGUGGUAAGUGAAGAUCUUGCUGAGGCCGGGUGGCAGCAAUGGGUAGCAAAGCGGAAGUUGAAGCGUCGAGGACAAACUAGUAAUGAUCGCCAGUCUCCAAAAACUGAUUGAAUGAACGAUAUAGGCCCUGCAGCUACGUACACUUCAUUCCUUAGAGUUGAAAGAAAGGCUUACAAUUUGAUACCCUUGGGAUUACUCUUUUCAGCAUUUUAGCUUUUUAGUUAUCAAUAUCCGCCCUAUGUAUGUGACUGGCGAUCUAAUUUUUCUUUGGAACGCUUUUGAUGCUCAGCUAUAAUAAUAAUAGGAUACUCUGAAAGUUGAAUACUCUGUUUUGGGGGAUUGAAAGGUAUCCAUGUGUGUGUGUAUGGGGAUAACCUGGGCUAACAUAAUGGAAUCUUUU